Molecule: messenger RNA, 1422 nt
Organism: Priapulus caudatus
Lineage: Eukaryota; Metazoa; Priapulida; Priapulimorpha; Priapulimorphida; Priapulidae
Exons: 2
Coding region: 808-1398 (196 amino acids)
Source: RefSeq, a predicted model, not a curated record
CGAACAACGAGUCUCAGAACUCGGAUCACGUAACAGUACAUGGGAACUCGCUCGAUCCAGGCAAUAUGCGACACUAAUACGUCGCGAGACGUUGUAGAGAAAGCCGGCGACGCGCAGCUCAGAGCUCGCGCGAAGGCGCAUGUGCUGCGAGUGAGGAAAUUGCGUGCAUGCGAGUGAAAUUUUCAUCAGCGGCUGCUGCAGAGCUAUGCUCGUAUUGAGAAGACGCGAGUGUAACACCCUCGCUGCUCACUGCGCGGUAUACGCGACCGCCACAGCGACCAGCCUCAACACGGGCCCGCAGACACGGACGACGCGCGCGCCCUCUGUCGCCGCGCGUGACGUUACGCAGUUCUAGGGUGACGUCUGCUAGUCGUGUCGAUGCCGUGUCUGGUGUACGGGCGUCGGCUGAUGUUCCCGACGCUAGCGUCUGGUAGACGAUAGGCCACGGCCUAUGAUCGAGAGCGACGCUGCUGCUGCUGUGUGCGUGUGUGUGUGUGUGUGUAAGCUGACGCACUCGGAGCCAGUAUCGCUACAUACUGAUGAACUAGUGUAUGCCAACCAUCAGGUCACCCACCGACACAUAACGCUGCUAACGCACUCAUGCAGGAGAACAAAUACACACACCGACAACGAAGAAUUGCGUUUAGAGCUGGCCGCAUAACGUCGGAGCUGACUGCGUAUAUAAGGUGUAGGACUAGAGGCCGCUGGUCGGCCUUGCCCCGGUCUAUGCGAUCACAACAACAGCGAGCUCCGCUGUAGAGCGCCUGCACGGGAUUGUGUGAGCACUGUGAGUCUAGCGCAGCAAGCAUGGCCGACGACGGAGAUCUCAUAUACCUGCUGCCUCUCCAAACGACGACGGACGACGUCCUCAUAAUCACAGAAGGCGUCGCAACGACAGCUAUCGACAGCGACGGCGUCGGUUAUUACGACGACGAUGACGACGACGUCGGUGAUGCCGACAACGCGUCGUUCGUGGCGCCGGAAGCCGGGAUAGAUAACUAUGAACUGUCGGCGACCACCGAGCCACCUGGCGGCGCGCGCCCGAACGACGAGUGCACGCGCGAAAUUAUCUGCGGAUACUGCGAGCGCAGUGCCACCUAUGCGGUCAGCGACCCAACGUGCGUGCAAAUCCAGUGCCUAUACUGCGGUCGGAAGUCGAAGGGCGGAGAGCGGCGGCCGCAGGAAGUAGAUGGCGUCACAAUGAUGCUGUUCGGAGCCGCCGCCGCCCUCAUCGUCGCCAUUGUCGGUCUGCUGGGCAUCUGCCUGGCCUACCGCAUGGACUGGCUGUCGAUAUCUCUGCCCAUCAUAGGGGCGCUCUUCAUCGCCGUCGGUUACGUGUGCUCGCUGGCUGCGUCCAAGCGCGUGAAGGCAACCAGCGGCGUGGGUUUCCCGCUAUAGUGUAUGUGUGUGUAAGUGUGUGUG